AUGUCGGCCUCACUUCCCCCAGACCUCCGGGUUCUCUGCCGCAAGCUCACUUCCAUUCCCCCCGCUCAACUUCCUCACGCCCUCCCCUCUCUCAUCAACCAUGUCUUGCACUGCAAGGAGCCCUUGUCAGCUGCCCAUGAGCAGAGGCCCAAGGACAAAUCCACCGAAGCCUCCCAGCUUGUCCACAAACUCAAGGCCAGCAUCACCACUCUCUUGAAUGGUCGUAACCGCGAUGCUCGGUUUGCUGCCAUUGGCCUCAUCAAGGCUACGGUGGACGUUGGAGGAUGGGAGGUCCUGCGAGGAACCGAGCCAUGGGUUCGCGGCCUGUUAUCUGUGAUCCAGAAAGCCGAUCCUAUAGCCUCCAAAGAGCUUGCUAUUGUGACGUUGACUAGGAUUUACAUGCUGGUCCACCCCUACCAGACUCUCGUCCGAGAGAUCGCUACCCCCACCAUUCCAGCAUUCAUCACCGCUUGCGUUGCGCUUAUCAAGAAGUCUCCCUCAGGAGAGCCUCCUAAGACGCCGUCCUCUGUCAUCGAGACCAUCUGCGACGCCUUCUCUGCAUUGAUUCCUCUCUACCCAACCACCUUCCGUCCUUUCAGCUCCCAACUCAGAACCGCCACCCGCUCAUAUCUCGCACCCACACUGGCAGACGACUAUGUCAUCCCCAGCAGUUUAACCCGAGCCGCACGACGCCUGGUCAUUUCCCUUCAUCAUGUUGCGGCAAAGUCAGGAGGUAGCGAUGAGUGGGCCAAGCUAGUUGCUGGCCUUCUUAAGGAACUUCACGCCACUGCCGAUCAAGUACUCAGAGCUGUGGAUGAGUCUUGGGAUGGAUCAAGUGGCUUCACUCGGUCAAAGGUCGAACUCGGCGGGGAGCCGUACGGCGGCACCUCAUCCUCUGAUGGCCUGCCGGACUGGUCAGGGAUCAACGCCGGCACAGACCGCUUGGUCGGAUUGUUCCAGUACCUCGCGGAUUGUUUACGGUAUCCUACAAAGGCCCCAGUCACCAUUCCCACCAGUUCCCUUGUGGAUGCCGCGUCCCGGGUAUUCUUGAUUGCCCGGCUGUCGCCCAAGUCUCAAAGUUGGGACCAGGCCCUCCAAACCAACGCCGCGAUCGGUCGAGAAGAGAAGGAUGAGCUUUGGAGCUUGAUGCCAGAGAUUCACAUCGCAGCUCUCCAACUCCUGCAGGUGCUCUUUCAGCGUUUAGGGCAGAACACAGUGUCUCUCGUGCCCGAGGUUCUAGACCAUGUUGUUCGAGUCGUCAAAUCCGGAAUGAAUCUCCCCACCGUUCGCAUGACGGGAUACUCUGUUCUGAAUGACAUCCUCAAGCUGGCCGGUCCCACUCUAUCAAAGCCAUCUGUAGAUAUGCUCGAUGCCCUGCUUGGUGCCUGCUGCCGAGAUCUUCAGCAAGACGCUGGUCAUCUCAAGCAAACCGACAAGCCCACCGCUUCUGGCACCGAUUCCAAAAAGAACAGCCUUGCUGCCAACGCGGACCUCUUCCUGCAACCCCAAGCCUCUGCCGUCGUCGAAACGACUACACUCCAGCCUGAUCACAAGGCUGCCGCCGCCGCUCUCCUCGUCAUUAUUCCAUCACGGCUACCCCAGCAACACCUCAAACCCUCGUUGCGUGGCCUCGUUGAUCAGACUGCCAUCCUAACUCGCAACCGCGACGCCAUGGUCUCCAGUGUCCUGAACCCUUUCAAGGACCAGCGCGGCCGUGUUUACCCCAACAUCCUGCCCCACCUCACCCAACAGUUCCCUGGCGACCAAGAUUUGGAAAUCUUGCGGACCAAUCUCCGUGCUGGUGCACAAAUCUUGGCCGAUGGAGAGGCACCGCUUGAGGAGCUCCCUGUUGAACAGGAGGAUGAAGAUGAGGAGAUGGAGGAUGCCGCCGUUGACGAGAAACCACUUGCUCAGGAAACAAAUGAAGACCUGUUCAAGCCAGGCACGCUCUCUGCUGUACCUGAAACUGAGAAGAGCCUGCCUAUCCAGACCAACCCAUUUGAACCCAAACCUACUGCCGAUGGCGAGGCGCGUCACAGAGCGGCCUCCCCGCCCAAGCGGAAACACGAGGGAUCUGACCCGACUCCUCCCAAGAGACAAGUGCGGGAGAAGGCUUCCUCACCAGUGCGCCCAGCUGCUGCACCAGUUGCCGCAGUUCAGGAAGACGACGAUGAAGACGAUGAUGAUGACGAGAGCGUGCACUUGAACAUGGAACUUGAGGAUGACGAAGAGGAGGAGGAGGAUGAAUAG
This is a messenger RNA of Ilyonectria robusta, 2250 nucleotides long. Its product is annotated as rRNA processing/ribosome biogenesis-domain-containing protein. The record is from RefSeq and is a predicted model, not a curated record. Bases 1 to 2250 code for a protein of 749 amino acids. Lineage: Eukaryota; Fungi; Ascomycota; Sordariomycetes; Hypocreales; Nectriaceae. The transcript is spliced from 2 exons. Gene Ontology annotation, cellular component: nucleus. Gene Ontology annotation, biological process: rRNA processing.